AUGUUCGUGGAUGCUAGGGUAAAUGGAGGAUUCACCAAGGCUUUGGUAGAUACAGGUGCAUCCCAUAAUUUCCUUGCUAAAGAUGAAGCUAAGAAGUUGGGCAUCAAAUACACCAAAAAUCCAGGUCGGUUGAAAGUCGUCAACUCUUUAUCCAAGCCUAUCAUUGGUGUUGCAUAUGGAGUACCUCUUAAGAUAGCAGAAUGGGAAGGCACCAUAGACUUGACAGUGGUGCAUAUGGAUGACUAUCGUAUGGUAUUGGGAAUGGAUUUUCUAGACAAUGUACGACCCUGGUCAUUUGAGAGAGAUGAUACCAUGCGUAUCACCAAGGGUUCAAUAAUUCACAUUGUACCCUUGAAGAUAAAUAGGAUUGGAUCCCAAAUCCUAUCAAUUAUGCAACUCAACAAAGGUCUCAAGAAGAGUGAGGCAAAGUUUAUGACAACCUUGAAGGAGGAAAUUGUUCCCUCAAAGAUGGACAUUCCGAAGGAGAAGAAGAACAUAAUGUCACUAGGGUUACAUAAAAACUCGCAUCUUAGAAGAAAAGUGGAACAUGUGAUGGAGAAACCGGAUAAGGCGAAUAAGAAGAAAAACAUAUUAAUUCGUAAGAGCAAAGUAAAAUCUCUCAACCAAGCAACAUCUAAACGAGAUGAUCAGAUCAAUAAGGGAUCACGUCAUAACAUGCUUGAUGAAAAAGGGAAUGUCGUCUCUGUGAGUGACAUGACAGAGCUAGAGGAGGAACUUAGUGCUGCUCUUAUGCAUACACGUGCUAGAAAGACACAGUUGAUGAUGGAGAGAAUAUCAGGCUUUCAUGAACAGGAAAGGAAAUUAAGCGACGAAAAGGAAGAACUGAAGCAGCAGCUACAGGUGGCAUCAGCAGCAAACCCGAAAGAUGAUGUUGGCGUUGGUGGUCAAAGCGGAGGUCUCAACGACUCUGCUGAUAACCAAUAUUGUGGCCAGACCACUCCUCCCCAACAACUUUUAACACUCCCUCUCUUCAAAGAUUAAUUACUUCCUACAAAUAAAUCAAUAUCUUCGGAGUUAAUGGGAAAUAUAAACAUGCAUAUAAUAAUUGAGUAUAUUGCUAUUUAUUCAUCAAGUACCAGACAUUAUGUAGGCUGUUGUUGUACCAUCCGAAGCUCAAUUCUUUCACCAAUAAAGCUUAUCUUUGUUUGUCGACGAAGCUCCUACAGUUGGUGUCUUUUAGAAAGAGAAAGCUACGUACGAUAACUAUCAUAAGUCCUGAAAGAGAGCUUAACCAUGAAGAAACCUGCCUCCACUCUACAUUUUUUUAAUUGUAUAAUUGGUCUCUCAUUUUAGAAAGUUGUGUAUGCUGGAGAAUGGGUAUUAAUCGAGAACAAUCCACGUAGCAUAUAUUAGUUGGUCCAUGUGAACCAAACAAUAUUAGCCUAAAUUUGCAGUAUCCAGUUACCACUAGGGGUCGAGCAUUAAUUUGUCUUGUGCUUAACGUUGGUUGGUCCAUGUGUCGUUAUGUAUCUAAACAACUCUUGAAAG
Messenger RNA from Lactuca saligna, 1509 nucleotides. The record is from the annotation of a GenBank genome assembly. Lineage: Eukaryota; Viridiplantae; Streptophyta; Magnoliopsida; Asterales; Asteraceae.